CUUUCAUAGUUUCUCUUCGUUCGGCGUGCGGUGAAGUGUACUAUGCGUUUGAGCGUUUAUUGACGUUUGUGUGUUUUUACUGUGAAUAAUGUGAUGGUGUAGUUCGUUAUGGCCUUUAGAUAUCGAGAAGAUUUAGUUGGCAAACGAUUUUUAUCUGUGAGUGGUGUGACAAAAAUUGAUGUGAAUAAAGCCUCCGAAUGGGGAUGGAAAGCUGGUGUUAUCAGGGCAGCAUCCCACAAAGAUAAUAAGAAUAGAGAUCUACAGGUUUUAGUGGAAUACGAUGGUGUCGACUGGCAAAGAAGAGAGUGGGUAGCGGUUUAUUCAUUGAGGACGUUUCGUGUGUUUUUAGUUGAAAGAACUUUAGUGUGGGCACCAAGGAAAGUGAAUAGUAAAGAAGUGAAAUGGCCAGCACUGACAUUUGCUGCAUUGACAGCUGAAGUGAUAUUACAAGCUGAGUCGCAGCCUGUUGAAUUCCUUCAUGAUAAGCAACUACAGUUUUACGACUAUGCCAAUCUACAGCCCUAUCAGGAAUGGGACGCAAGACUGGCUGGCUCUGAAGUGGGAGUUGACUCAGCUGUGCUGUCAGACUUAUCAUAUCAGGCAGCUGAAUGGCGGACGAUGCAGGAUGGGCAGAGAAUCUUGACAACCACUCCAUCUGUACUUGGAGGCUGUCGGGCCCAAGUGUACCGAGUCGCUGGUGCCACCCAGUGGUAUACAGCCGUCAUUGUUGGAGUCAAUGAGCAUACUGGCGAGCUGACAGUGACCGACGAUACUGUUCUCGAAGAGCACAGCGAAGACCCAUCUUUAGUUCAAAUGAGGCUUCUUGGCGAUGGAGUAAUUGAGUCCAUUAUGCGCGGAGAAGUCGUGGGAGUCAUGCCGAGAAGAUCUCGCUCCAAUCUCCAAAGAGUGGAGCGAGAAGUUUCCAAGAGUCCCGCAACGACGGGGGGAAGGAAGAAGGCAGCUGUGCGGAACAACGGACAGUUGAACACCAGCGAACCCCCCGCGCAACCUGCAGGUAUGCAGACGUUCUUUGGUACAUCGCCUGAACGAGAACCUGCAGAUUCUAACAAAAAAGGUGCCACAAAAAGUGUGAGUGCAAGUGAUGUGGUGGAAGCCAGUGAGGAAAAGUGCUUAACGCCCGUGGAAUUAAAAGAAAGUGAAGUUAAGAGUGAAGUGAGUGUGGGCGCGGAUGUUGCCAGCGCCGUGGCCUCCGAGGAGGACGAUUGUGUGAUAGUGAGCGCGCGAGAUGCGGACGAUCGGUCCGACUCGGGCGUGAGUGGUGUGCGUUCGGGCGGCUCGGCCAGUUCCGUGGAGGAGUGGCGAGGGAUGGCCCAUGGCUAUGGAGGUGGUCCGCCACCGCCCCUGCUGCAUCUGCCGCCACCGCCGCCCUCGCUCUACGCGGGCGAGAUGCUGUGGAAGCAGCGCUACCAGCCACCGCUGCAUGCGCCGUUGCAUCAUGCCAUCGCGGACGACUACCUUGCGGCUGCCAACUUCGAUAGAGAGAGACAUGAAAGACUGUUACGGGAAAGAAGGGAUCAGGAGCAAAGAGAGCAUGAAAAGCAACAAAAAGAAAAGGAAAGAGAACGGAUAGAGAGGGAAAGAGAACGUGAGAGGGAGAAACAAGAAAGAGAGGAGAAGGAAAGGAGAGAACAGGAAAAUGCGGCAUCAAAAUUAGUGUCGAGGCAUUUUGAGGAAUCUCUGAGGCUAGCGAAUCAAAAGCGGGAGCGGAAUAUGUCCUGGUCGCUUCUCAAUAAUAUAGCGCCCAACAGAGGAGGCUCAGGCCCUGAACAUGAGAGGCUCCGGGCACAAGAACGCGCCUACUACUCGCCUCCGGCGCAUCCCCCCGAUCGCCUCUCGCAAACCGAAUACACCCAACACAAUCCUCACGCUCCACACUCCCCCCAUUCCCAACACACACCUAGACACACCCUCUCCAAAUCGGACAAACAACCCCCGCUUCAGGGCCUUCCGAAGAGCGAACCAAAUUUCGCGUCCUACAAUUACCCCCUAUACCGGUACGAUAAGCUUAAAGAUCAACAUCUACCAGCUCCACCUCCCCUUGUCCCUGAAAAAAAUUCUGUGAUAGUCAAACAUGACGCUAAACAGAUCCAUUUGGAACAGAAGCAUCCAUAUCCCAGCAAACCGAGAAGCGAGCCGUCUCCGCACUACCUCUCCCGGCCGUAUCGGACAGGUUUAUCGCCUCACGCGCCACCACAUCCGCAUCCAGCGUUACAAACGCAACCUCAUGCGGCUCUUCCUGCCCAAGACAAGAACCGUCGGUUAUAUCAACCGCAGCCACCCCAAAGAUCCCCCGCGGGAUAUUACCAAACGGCGCCUCCAGUCAAACCAAAAGUAUCGAGUCCGGCGCCACCUCACAUCUAUGGAAAACCGAGCAAUGCUCCCAGCCCUGCACAUUUCGGUAUUGCAGUGGAACCACCGCUUCAAUUAUCAAAGGCUGAGCUCCCACCGGUACCGUAUCCUCCGCCGUCAGCGUAUUCGCCGGCGCUUCGAACGAGACCACCCCCGGUAGCGCAUUCGCGAACCCCGGAACCUAGACCGCCUCCAAGAGCACACGGAGAUACCGCUACGUCGACUUCUCCCUGUCAAACGCAGCCGUUGGAUCUCGGGAUGACGCGGGAAGAUCCCGAUCGGCUAUCACCUAGAAGACGGUGUCCUUUCGAAUCUUCAGAUGCGGACCCAAAAAGAAGGCGAUUAGACAGUCCCGCUCCGGAGCCCUUGAUAGCGGCGGCGGCGAGCGUAGGCCGAACGCCCUUAGGUUCCGAGCCGGCCCCUCAGGCGCCCGGCCCCCCCUGUGAUGUUAGAGUUCCUUCGGCCGACGGCAGUGUGGAAACCCCCGAGAAAGCCGCCGGCGCGUCCCCCGCUCCUCAAAUAACGCCAUCGGCGAGUCCCGCGCCGGUGACGAUACCGCAAUUACCCUCAUCACCCCCGAUCAGCACGACGUCGACGCCGCCCGCCCCGCCCGCAACACCACCAGUCACUACAGUCGCGGAAAGCGAAACUCCGGCUAAAAUUGCCUCUCCUAGUCCACGCGACGGUGCUGCUCCCGUAAGGCAUCUAGGAAAAAAAGCCUGGCUUCAAAGACACGAGACGGCGCCUAUUGGGGAAGGCGAUUGUUCCGGCGGUGGUGGCACCUGCAUAACGCUACCCAUGACACUCAGCCGAGUGUCCGAACCCGAUGAUUCGAGUUCUAACAUUGUCGUUCCGGUCGCGGCGAAGUCUAUUCAAAGAGGCGCGCGGAAAACCUCGAAGCCUCGGAAGCCCAAAGAAGUGAACGGCCGAGUGGAUGACGUCGAAGAAGACAGUUCUAGUUCGGACCGUGAACCAAGUUCGCCGCCGAAGCGAAAGCCCCCUAAGGCGAAACGGAAAAAGGGGGCCGUUAAGAAGGCGAACGAUGAGCCAAAAAAAAAGAAAGCGUCAGAGAGUGGAAGUGAAAGUGAUAAAGAAAGUGACGAUAAGGACUCCGAUUCGGCUGGAAGCGGGAGUGGUAGCGGUAGUGCUUCCAGUAAGCGUGGCGGAAGCAGAGCUCGCGGACGAAAAACCCGAGGAGGAGGAAGAGGAGGCAGGAGAAGGGAAGACCCUCCUAGAAGAACUCCCUCCACGGCGCGGCCGAAGCCCGGCACGGAGUCCUUUCUCCAGAACGGGCCGUGCUUCGAAGUCGCCCCUAGGCUAGCAAAGUGCCGCGAGUGUCGCUGGUCGCCCGCUCAACGCGACAAAGACAUGCCGAACAUAUUUUGCCGCUUCUACGCUUUCCGAAGACUGAAAUAUGCAAAGAAUAGACAAUUAGCUAUAGCUGGAUUUUCCGAUCCAUACAAAGACGCGGAAGAGGAUGACAAAAAAUUAUGGUUAUCAUCAUCAGCUGGUGCAGCAGAAUUAGAUAUAGAAAUGAGUUGUUUCCUAUUGAGAGAGAUUGGAGACCAAUUUUGUGAACUAUUACAACAGGAAAAGGAAGCUGAAUCACAUCAUUUAAAUGAAGAUAAGACGAUAGCGUGGAAACGCGUGGUCCAAGGUGUUAGAGAAAUUUGUGACGUUUGUGAAACGACACUUUUCAAUUUCCACUGGACGUGCGGGAAGUGUGGUUUCGUCGUCUGUCUUGAUUGUUAUAAGUCCAAAACAUCGGGAGAGGCCAGUGCGAGUCCAGCCAGUGAGACCAGCAACGCAAAUGCUACCAAUGGAGAAAGAGAUUCUUUUGGCUGGCUAACAUGCACAUCGGGCGGGGCCCAUCCUGCACGUCGCCUACUCCUGACCCAGAUAGCCGCGGGUGGGGCACUCGUGGCGGCGGCGGCGCGUGCUCAUAGAAUACGAGCUGCUUUCUCUUUACCGGCUUGCGGAUGUGGCUACAACACGGAACCCCCAGCUCAUCAUAAAGCGGCUGCUAGGUUGCUGUUACAACGGGCUUUGCAAAAGAAUGUCAAAAAAGAAAACGUCAAAGAAGAGAACAGCCCGACCAACGGUUCACCGGUCAAGUCAGAAAACGGAAAGACCGGAAGCUCCAUCGUCAGCUGGCUCUCUGACCUUCCCAUCAAAACUGAUCUCAAGUCUGAAAAGUCCGACUCCAGCUCGUCUGACUCGGAGGAAAGCGGGAACUACUCGACCCUCCGGGAAUUAUUAAUACGACCGGCGCCCGAAGGAGGAGACACCCAACCGAAGAAGAAGCAGAAGAAAAAUAAGAGUGACUUACUCGAUGAUGUAAUAUCCAGUGUUAUCGAUGAUAAAAAGGAUGACGACGAGACCAAACCGUUUGCCUUAUCCAAUGUAGUGAAACGGUAUGAAAGGGGCCGAGGAAGGGAAGAACUGCCCAUUCGUAUCAUGACCCUGACGGAGUCCAAGGUGCUGUACCCUGACGUGCCUCAUUCCUGGCUCUGUGAUGGAAAGCUCCUACACUUAACGGAUCCCGUGCACUCUGGGAACUAUAAGCCUUUCCAGGACCAAUGGAAACGCGGUCAGCCCGUUCUCGUGUCGGACGUGUCCAGUCUUCUCGACAAAGACCUGUGGUCGCCCGAGAGUUUCUCGCGAGACUUCGGAGAGACGCACGUGGACCUGGUCAACUGCGCCUCGGGACUGGUGGUCCCCAACCAGCCCGGAAGCAAAUUCUGGGACGGGUUCCAGCUGGCCGCCAAGCGGCUGAGGGACGAAAGGGGCGCCCCCAUGGUCCUCAAGCUCAAGGACUGGCCUCCGGGCGAAGACUUCGCCGAAUUACUCCCGACGAGAUUCGACGAUCUGAUGAGGGUUCUCCCUCUCGGCGAGUACACGUCGCGGAACGGGAAACUCAACCUCGCGGCCCGACUGCCGGAAUGCUUCGUCCGACCGGACCUCGGGCCGAAGAUGUACACGGCGUACGGCGGGGCCGGAGGCACCACGAACCUUCACCUCGACGUCAGCGACGCCGUCAACGUCAUGGUCCACGCGAGCGCUCCGGCCGACGCCCCCGAGAGGGCCCGAGAGGCUUCCCGAGCCGCCGAAGAGGCCGGCGUCGACGUGCUAUCCCGCAAGAGGGCCAGGGUCAAGCCCCCGGCGGCCCUUUGGCACAUUUACGCGGCUAAAGACGCGGACAAGAUCCGCGAUUUCCUAGUCAGGGCCGAGCUGGAGCGAGGGGCCAGGCCGCGGGCCCAGCACGACCCCGUCCACGACCAGACCUGGUACCUGGACGCGGCUCUGAGGGAGCGCCUCUACCGCGAGUACGGGGUCGAGGGCUACGCCAUCCUCCAGUGCCCCGGAGACGCCGUGUUCGUCCCGGCCGGUGCCCCUCACCAGGUGAGGAAUCUGCUGGACUGCAUCAAGGUGGCCGAGGACUUCGUGUCCCCCGAGAACGUUUCGCGCUGCUUCGAGCUGGCCCAGCAGUUCCGGCGGCUGUCCCGGCAGCACGCCAACAAGGAGGACAAGCUGCAGAUCAAGAACAUCGUGUACCACGCGGUGAAGGACUCCCUCUGCUGCCUCGAGGAAGCCCUGGAAGAGAAGUGAGGGCCGGAGCGAGGCUCGCAUUUGAUCUCAACUUCGAACGUAACGUUAUCGUUAGUUCAGCAUUUAACGUAAGAUGGGAGAGUGAGUGGACGGCGGAUGUGUGAGUGCCGGAAGUGCUCCGGAAGUGGUCCGCGGAGACGGAAAUUAGUCUGAAUACGGUGAUAUCGAGACGUGGAUGUUUUAUGUUCCUUUAUCGAAAUACAAACUUUUCCGGUUAAUUCGGCUUAAUGUAGCAUUAGUGAUGUAUGUAUUGUGUAAAUGUUUAAUUCGAAUUCCAUCGAGUACAUAUUAAGAAGUCUUGUAAUUUAAGUUAUUGUAUUGAAGUAAACGUAUUCGCUCCGAGCAUUGUACAUUAAACGCGGCGUGUAGAUAAGUUUAUCCUACGUUAGAUUUCUCAAUUCGGUUAGUAUGUUACGGAAUGAAUAGUUAAUAUGUGGGACGAUUUUAUUUUGUCCUUAUUGCUGUAUUAGAAGAAAGCAAGUUUUUUUUGUACUGUGUAUAUUAUGUAUGGUUAUAAGUUGGAAUAAAAAAAGAUGUUUAUAUUA
Messenger RNA from Pieris napi, 6524 nucleotides. It is a transcript of the gene Kdm3, whose product is annotated as lysine-specific demethylase 3A. Gene Ontology annotation, biological process: regulation of transcription by RNA polymerase II. Bases 109 to 5979 code for a protein of 1956 amino acids. Gene Ontology annotation, molecular function: histone H3K9 demethylase activity; chromatin DNA binding; transcription coregulator activity. The transcript has 18 exons. The record is from RefSeq and is a predicted model, not a curated record. Gene Ontology annotation, cellular component: histone deacetylase complex; chromatin. Lineage: Eukaryota; Metazoa; Arthropoda; Insecta; Lepidoptera; Pieridae.